AUGUGGUGUGGACUCUGUUUUGGUGUUAUUCUGGUUCGAGAGAUGCGGUGGAAAAUAUGGCAAAAAUUGGAGAGGAAAUGAAAAAAAGGUGAGAUUCUUUGAAAGAUUUCAAAUUUAAAAAAAAACAUAAAAUUCUCAAGCUUUGGCAAUACCUUAGGACUCUGUAGCAGAAAAGUUUCGCUCCGCAAUUUUUUCUAGAAAGUGGUCGAAAUCUUUUUUAAAAAUCUAAUAGGGAACUUUUGUAAACUUGAAAUUUUGGGAAAAUUCCCUUUUUUGAUACGAAAACUCAAUUUUUGUUUUCCAGAUUCUCGCAAUUGGUUUCAAUGAUGAAUAUAUGCCAUCUUGGCUUCCACCAUCUCCACCAAUGUCUGAUAAUGAAUUCGAUUUGAAAAUGGAAGAUGAUACUUUUGAUCUAAUUUAUGAAAUUGAUCCAAUGAAUGAAGCAAGAUUACCAUCACAUAUUGAAGAAUUAAGAAGACCAUUGAGAGAAAAGCAAAAACAAAAUGAAGAUGUUAUGUUGGGUAUGUUACUUUUUAUUGAUUUAUUGAUGACGAAGGAUAGAUGGUCUAACUUCUCUGACACAGAAAGUCAAAAUAAUUUCCCAACUGAUUUUAAUUAUGAGAAAUGUAAUUUUACUAUUUUAGGUUCAAAUAUCAUCAAUAAUAAGGAUAAGGACUUAUUACAUGAUUUUUCGAAAAGACUUGGUUUCCCUUCAAAUUCUUCGAAUUCUGCAAAUGCUGCUGCUUCAUCACCUGGAUAUUCAGAAAAUUCAUUUUCAAUGGAUGACAGUAGUCAAGAAUCAAAACCCGAUGUUUUUGCAUCUCGAAUGGCUGCUUUAUCUGGACAACAAACACAACAACAGAAACAGGCGAAAAAACGAACAAAUAAAUCGCAUAGAAGUUCGGAAGUUGAUGCACUUCGAUCUUUUACACCUCCACCUGCGAUAAAAGAAGAAAUUGAUUAUGAUGGAGCUGAAUGGAGUUUGGUUGAAGAUUAUACACUUUUACAAGCUGUUCAAAAUGAGAUAGCAAAUCUUCAUGAAUUUGAAACACCGAGAAAAAAUGAGGGAAUGGUAUUCAAUUGGGAAUAUGUUGCAAUAAGUGUGAAUAAAGUGACAAGAUUCUAUCGAUCUGCAAGACAAUGUUCAAUUCGAUAUCAAAUGUAUGUGAGACCAAAAGAAUCGGGUGUUAUGUAUGCUUGUGAUCCGGUGACUAAAAAUCGAAUGAAAAUUGAAAUGGGACCGGCAGAAGUUGGUGAGUUAUUUGAAGUUUGGGGUCAUUUUUUGAUUCGAAAUGAGAAUUUCAAAAUUUCGGAGAAAAAUCAAAAUUUCAGUUCAGAAUUCAAUUUCAAAUCCAAUCAUUUCAGCUCACAUUCGAAAAGGCCGUGCAAAAACCGAAAGUCAAUAUCAACAUGAAGGUGGCUCGAUUAUGGAUAAAAAACACCUCAAUCGCUUCAAAGCUGUCAAAACUUUGGCUGACAAAAAACCAGCAAUAUUCUGGAGAGGACCGAAAGAAUUGAGAAAAAUCGAGGCGUUGGAAAAUCGGCUCCCACUCAAACACGAAACAAAGUUACGCGAAUUCGAUGUGAAAGUUGGCACACUUUCGGAUGCUGAACAGAUUUCGACAAUUGAAGAGGAUAAAAUGGUGACAAAUGAACCGAAAAAGAAGGUUGGAAUUAUUGAUCGAAGUCGAGCAAAUUCACCGCCUCCAAGAAGAAAUAUAUUGUUAUUGAGACCACAUGCAAUGCCUGUUUCAAAGAAUAAGGAAUUAUUGCCUGUUCGAAGUAAUAUGACAAUUGAAGUUCCACAAUUAAGAGAUCCACAAUUACAUAUUGCACAACAACAACAGCAAUUACAACAACAGCAAAAUCAGCAGCCAACAAGAAUACCACAUGUUAUACCUUCUAUGGAUCAUUCUUCACAAUCACAAAUAAUUCAAUCUCAACAACAUCCACAACAUCCACAAAGAAGAAUUGCACAAACACAUUAUAUUCAACAAACACAAGGCAAUUAUGUUAUGGUGAAUAGUCAGAAUUCUGAACAAACUGUUCAAUCUGUUGUUCAACAACAACAUCUUCAACAACAGCAACAACAAUCACAAAAUGUGCAGCAACAGCAACAACAACCACAAAUGCAACCACAACAAAGAAUGACACAAUAUGUGACACCGCAACAGAUUCAAUCGCAACGUGGAUUACCGAUGUAUACUUCGUCGCCGCAAGUUGUUGUAACUCGAGGAGCACCGAGGGUUAUGAGAGUGAGUUUUUUUUUUGAAUUGGAAACGGGUUGCGAAAAAUCCUAGAAACAAAGAAUCCGAACAUACAUAAAAUGGGUCCCCAGCAUACAUCAGUUUCUCCCGGUCAGGGCUUCAAAAUUAGCCACCCCCGAAAUGUGAAAAUACAAAAAUUAGCCAGACCCCCUCAAAAAAUAGAGAGAAAAACUUGGUUUUUGGGGUGUAAAUUGUUAUUUUUUCAAAUAGUUAGCCGCUCCCCACCCCUUUUUUCCAAAGUUAGCCAGGCCCCUCCGGACGAAAAUCCGGGGAUACUGAUGUAUGGUCCCCAGAAUCGGGGUGAGGGGCUUAACUUUUUUCAAAAAUCUGAAGGGAAAGGUGCCUAACUUGGUCAAUUUUCUGCUGAUAAUUUACAAAAAUUCCCAGAUUUGUCCAAAAUUCGCUCAAAAAUGUGAGGAAGGUGUUUAACUUUGGAAAAUAUUCAAGGAGGGACCUUAACUUUGAAAACUGACUCGGGGGACCUAUUUUAUGUAUGAAUCCGAAAAUAAUCUAAAAAGUAUUUACCCAUUAAAAAAUAACUUUUUUUUUCGAAAAAUUGCAUUUUCAAUAAAAAUUCAGAUUUAAAAGUUAAGGUAAAGGUAAAGGUAGAUCCGUAUUCGAGCGCCUAUUAGGACACUGCGGAUCAGACGAUUCGGACACGGAGUACGGGUGGUGUACGUCUAUAGGCCAUUUUGGAGAAUUUAAGUCACCCUGUUGCCGCAGGGGACCGAUUUACCUUGCGUAGCGAACUACUACCCACUUACGACUGGGUGGAUCGAGGAGGAGCGGGCACCGGGGAUCGAACCCGUGACCCUGAGAUCGCCAGCAGCCAACCACUACCACUGAGCUACCUCAUCCCAAUUUUCACUCAAAAUCCCUUCAAUCUUCCAUUUUUCAGGGAGGCGGAACAAGUCGAAUGUAUUUGCAACAAACCACAGCUGGUGGCCAAUCAUAUGUAAUGACAAAUCAUACUCAACCAGUUCGAGUUAUGCCAGCAACACAACGAGUCAUUCAUACACAAGGAACAAUGGGUGGACAACGAAGAACACAACCACCACAACCUGGAACUGUUGCAUCAAUGAUUAUGCCUGGAAGAGGUGGUGGAGUUGCACAAAUGAGAACUAUACAGUAAGAAUUUUUUGGAAAAACUUUGGAAAAUAAUGAGUUCUAAAUAUUUUUUACUGUUUCAAAAGUUUCGUAUCUGCUCAGGUUUUUGAUGAUAAAAUUACGCUAUAUUUUCCCAUAGAAAAAAAUUCAAAAAAUAAAGUUUAACUCAUAAUAACAACCCCUAACCAAAUUCCAUUUUCCAGACGUUCCUAUCCAGCUCAACGCAUCAAUCUUGUCGUUCAAAAUCAGCAACAACAAAUGCGACAAGCUCCCGGCACAACAACUCAUUUAAUAACAACAACUGGACCUGGUGGACCAACUGUGAAAAGACAACUUGUUACUGGAAGACCGUUGCCAACAUUGGGAAGACCUGUUGAACAAGUUGUAGUUCAUCAGCAAAUGCAACAUCAACAACAAGUUCAAGUUCAGCAACAACAAUCUUCAUCUUCUCAAGGACUUCCUCCAACUUCUUCCUCUUCCUCCCAAUCUCAACCAGUUGCUCAAGUUGUAUUAGCUCCGCCAACUUCUUCUACUAAUUCUCAUGUACAAUCUCAACCACCUCAACGUCCUCCUCCUCCUCCUCAACAGCAACCGCAGCAACAGUCAAACGACACUCCGUCGAUUCCACCGCCGCCACCCCAAUCAUAG
This is a messenger RNA of Caenorhabditis angaria, 4022 nucleotides long. Lineage: Eukaryota; Metazoa; Nematoda; Chromadorea; Rhabditida; Rhabditidae. The record is from the annotation of a GenBank genome assembly.